AUGCGUACCGCUUUCAUCUUCGCAACUCUCGCCACCACCCUGGUGGCACUGAACCCUCAAGCUGAGGGCGAGGCCAACACCAACUCCCCCGAAAACCCCUCCCUGCAUGUCCCUCAGCGCGCUAGUUCACCCAUGGUCCGCGUCGGCGGAGACACCAACAAGCCCGAAACAGGAGUCUCGCACGACGCAAACACCCCCGAGACCAAGCCCGCCGCUGACAAAGACACAACCACGCACAUCGACAACAGCGGCGAGCGUCCCGAGGUAGUCAUGGACUCGAAGAAUCCGUCUACCGAGGAUUCAGACUCGGCCUCGGACAAGACCAAAGACGCGGAUGCAGACAAGAACAAGCACGCGGCGCAAGACAAAGAAGAAGCCGAAGAAGAGUCCCUCCCUCAAAUAGUCAACAAGUAUCUGCCGAACAUCGGCCACUUGCUGUUCCCUGAGACCAGCUCGAGUAGCGCCGUCCCGAGCCCCACGAUGGGCGCUGCGGCGGCCGCGUCGGCGAGUGGAAAACUAUUCCACUUCGACGACGCGAGUGCGGAUCAGCAGCAAUCGGGGGGGAAGAAGAGGGCCGUGGCGCCCCAGGCGGCGCCCGCGCCUGCCGUGACAGAGAACGUGCAAAUGAAAGGAGACGAGGCGGUUGUGUACCGCACGGUGACGAGCACCGAGACGGACUGUGCGUGCGCGAGCUCGGUGAACGGUGUAUUGGCCAAGGAGACGGGAGCGAGCGUUGUGGCUGCGCCGGUGCCAGUGCAUAGUUCGAACGCGGUCGUGGCGACAGAGAGUGCUGAGUCCAUGCCCAUGCCGAGUGCAGUGGAUCCGUUGGCUGCGACGCCAACUGCUGCGACACCCGUGCAUGCGGGUUUGACCGAGGAGAGCGCGGAGCCGAGUGCUCAUGGGGUGCGCACGGAGAUGACCUCGGGGUCGGUGCUCGUGCACAGCGUCUCGACGCCGGCGGUCCGAUCGAUGACUCGCACGGUGGUCGCCUCGGCGAUUCCCACGCCUGGUGCGUCGCACAGUGCGUUCGUCGGCGAGGUGGCUUCGUCGUCUGAGGCGGCGAUGCCGACGGGCGUGGAUCCUCAGCGGAACAGCAAGGAUGAUCAGCUGUUCACUGGUGGUGCGGCGUGGACGGGCCCCCGCGAGAUGGUUGUGAUGGGGGUGACUGGGUUCUUGGCUGUGAUGUUGAUGCUGUAA
This is a messenger RNA of Aspergillus melleus, 1197 nucleotides long. RefSeq lists its product as uncharacterized. The coding region runs from base 1 to 1197 and encodes 398 amino acids. The transcript has 2 exons. The record is from RefSeq and is a predicted model, not a curated record. Lineage: Eukaryota; Fungi; Ascomycota; Eurotiomycetes; Eurotiales; Aspergillaceae.